AUGGAUCUAGAUGUAUCCCAGAGUCAACUCAAUUUGACCAUCACUUCAUAUAUGAUAGUUCAAGGUCUCGUCCCGUUACUCACGGGUAAUCUUUCCGAUCGGAAAGGCCGGAGACCAGUGCUUCUCAUGUCGCUCAUCAUCUACCUCGGGGUGAACAUCGGAUUGGCAUGCCAAAACAGCUUCGCAGCGCUUAUUAUCCUUCGCUGCUUCCAGGGUUUCGGUAGCAGUGGCGCAACCGUAGUGUCGAUGGCCACGGUGGCCGAUAUGGUUACUAGAGCUGACCGUGGAAAAUACAUGGCGUAUACCUCCCUAGGGUUCACAAUUGGGCCGGCCCUCAGACCAAUAUUGGGGGGUAUACUGACCAAAUUUCUGGGGUGGAGGAGUAUCUUCUGGUUUUUAGUUAUCUUCGCGGGAGUCAUGAUUCUUAUCAUUAUGUUUUUCUUGCGAGAGACGUGUCGCACCGUUGUUGGAAAUGGCAGUCUGCCUCCCCAGUCGUGGAAUAAACCCGUGUUCCUUGAGUUGAAGCAUCGACGACAUCCACCACCGGCCCCUACAGCUUCUGAUCUUGAGGCUCGUCUGACACCAGCAUCUAGCAAGAAAAAAGAGCAACGCCAUUGCCUCGUACUCUGGGGUAUCGUUGCCAGUCUAAGAGUCGUCCUCAGCAAGCCCGUUGGUCUGGUAAUCCUCUGCAACACAUUUUUCUACUGUGGGUUCAUGGCAGUCAUGACCAGCAUUCCCGCCCUCUUAGAGCAAAAGUUCAACCAUAACGCCCUCCAAAUUGGCCUCUGCUACAUCCCCUUCGCAGCUGGUUCUUUCGCAGCCCGCUGGACAACCGGAACCAUAGCCGACUGGAACUUCCGGCGUCACGGCCGUAAAGUCGGGGUAGAAGUCAAACACAAUCAGCAAACACGCGACCAACUGCAACAAAUUCCACUGGAAAAAGUCCGGCUGCAGAUCACGUUGCCGUUGGUGUACUUGUCCUGCGUCUUCGUGCUCGGAUACAGCUGGAUCAUGAACUAUGAUAUUUCUAUUGCGGGCCCGCUGAUUAUGCUGUUCUUUAUGGGUAAUACAGUUAUUGAUGUGAAUACUACACUCUCCACGUUGAUGAUCGAUUUGCAUGCGUAACGGCCGGCGACGGCAAUGGCUGGGAUGAACAUGUAUAAGUUUCUUUGCGGGGCUGGUGUCGUUGCUGCUGUGUUGCCAUUGACAAAGGUUGUCGGGAUUGGUUUCUUGGGGACUAUAAUUGCCAGUGUAUGGCUCCUCGCAUCCCCUGGAUUAUGGUUGAUAUAUAGUUAUGGACAUGCAUGGAGGCAAAAGUUGCAGAAAGAGCAGACUUGACUCGUCUGCUCCGGACUCAUUUGCAUGAUUUUCAGCAUGUAAUGAAAGCCGUAGAAAUAAUACCGAUUUUGUCCGCCCAACAAAAGCCGAGCCAUAGAAUUCAUGACACAGACAAGAAAAAC
Molecule: messenger RNA, 1460 nt
Organism: Aspergillus ruber CBS 135680
Lineage: Eukaryota; Fungi; Ascomycota; Eurotiomycetes; Eurotiales; Aspergillaceae
Product: putative MFS multidrug transporter
Exons: 2
Coding region: 1-1125 (374 amino acids)
Biological process (GO): transmembrane transport
Molecular function (GO): transmembrane transporter activity
Source: RefSeq, a predicted model, not a curated record